Clarias gariepinus (North African catfish) is the source of this 1194-nucleotide messenger RNA. It is a transcript of the gene admp, whose product is annotated as anti-dorsalizing morphogenic protein. Gene Ontology annotation, molecular function: growth factor activity; cytokine activity. Lineage: Eukaryota; Metazoa; Chordata; Actinopteri; Siluriformes; Clariidae. The transcript has 5 exons. The record is from RefSeq and is a predicted model, not a curated record. Gene Ontology annotation, biological process: SMAD protein signal transduction. Gene Ontology annotation, cellular component: extracellular region. Bases 1 to 1194 code for a protein of 397 amino acids.
AUGAUGCUGUUUACGGCCGUCGUCUUUUUCCUCGUGUCGCUACUUCGCCUCAGUAACUCCAGGCCUUCUCUUGACUACUCAGAAAACCGCUUUCCCAUGGAGAACGACUCUGAGGAAGUGCGUUUGGCUGCUAUCAAACGGCUUUUGGAGGUUUUCGGGAUGGAAGACCCUCCAGCUUUUCCAGGUCGAGGCCACAAGCAGCCGCCUCAGUACAUGCUCGAUCUGUACAACACCGUGGCGGACGUGGACGGAGUCACCAAGAACCCUACUUUACUGGAGGGAAACACUGUCCGCAGUUUCUUUGACAAAUUACACAGUCAGCAGGUCGAGUUCAUGUUCAACUUGUCCACUGUGACCAGAAAUGAGAAGGUGCUUACAGCAGAGCUGCAUCUGUUCAAACUCAGACCAAAAGCAUCACUCAUUUUUAACAGACAUCACUUCUGUCAGAUCAGUGUCUAUCAGCUUCUUGAUAACACCAAAAUGAAUGUCUCACAAGGAAAGAAGCUUGUGUCUUCAAGACUUAUUCCUGUCCAUUCCAAUGGCUGGGAAGUUUUUACCAUCACACAAGCGGUCCGCGCAUGGAUGACGGAUGAGCACAGUAACCUGGGUCUUCUGGUGACUGUGCAGACUCUAGCAGGAAUUCAGCUGGACAUGGGGACUGUACGUUUUGCCUCAGGGCAGAAACACCAUCAUAGUAAACAGCCCAUGCUGGUCCUGUUCACUGACGAUGGCAGACGUGUCACCUCACCAGAAGGUGCUCUAAAAGGUUCUGAUGAUUCGCAAGAUGGUCCCAAGCUCCCUCUGAACCGCCUGACCCUCCCAGGUCCUGGUCAUCGUAGUGCUCGCUCCAUUGACUAUGAUGAAGAUCCAGAUAGGAAGCCAUGCCAAAAACUGCCACUGUACGUCGACUUUGAGGAGAUUGGCUGGUCUGGUUGGAUUGUGUCUCCUCGUGGCUACAAUGCAUACCAUUGCAAAGGGUCCUGUCCCUUUCCUCUGGGCCAAAACAUGAGACCCACUAACCAUGCCACUGUGCAGUCCAUUAUCAACGCCCUCAAGCUUACCAAAGGCAUAGAGACACCGUGUUGCGUGCCCGACAAGCUCUUCUCCAUCAACCUUUUGUACUUUGAUGACGACGAGAACGUAGUGCUAAAGCAGUAUGAUGACAUGGUGGCAGGGAGCUGUGGUUGCCACUGA